AAUCUUUUCUGUCGAUUGUUUGCCUCGUGUAUUUUUUACGUCAGCCAUGUUUGAACAAAAUAUUGUUCCAUCAAUUUUAAUAUAAAUGCAGCGUUAUGGAGGUUGCAUGGUAAUGGCUGCUGUUAACGGAAGUCAAAACGAGACGUAUUACUUACGCCUCCAUUUGCUUAUUAUGGAAGCACCAAAGGUUCUACGAGCAAAGUUUGACUCCAUUAUUAAACCGUCUGAUUUAACAAACACACUCAUCAGGGUAAAAGGAUCACUAGAUAAACUGAAGAAAGAUGGUAUUAUAUCCGCUGAACAGUAUACAUUGUUAAACCCAAAUCCAGAUUCUGGCAAAUUUGAUGUGACUCUGUUAACGUGCCUUCUUCAAAACAUCUGUAAUUUAAACCCCAAUGACAAGGUGUGGGGCGAGAAAGAUAACGCUAACAUAAAAGGAAAUACAGACCAGGAAAACAUUCAGCGUAUCAGAAACUUGAGAAAUAAAAUGCAGCACAAACACGUUGCAAGUUUAGAGGAACAGGAAUUUGAAUGCAGCUGGAAUGUACAAGCAAAGGCCAUGGUUGAUCUCGGAACCAGCUGCGGACUGCACGAUAUCCAGGAUACUAUAAAUCACAUCAGAACAAAAUCACUGGAUAAAGAAUUCGCUGAGAUGAGAAAUCUUAGAGAAAACACAUUGCUGUUCCUCAAAGAGUAUCUAGAUUAUAAGCAAUAUUACGUCGAGACAGACACAUUUCAUCAGGCUGACAAGAUGUUAAACAAAAAACAUCUGACAGUAUUAACUGGACACCCUGGCGAAGGCAAAACAACAAUGGUGGCGUAUCUGGCGUUGAAAAGAUCGAAACCUGAAAACAUCGUGCAACUAUCACAUGCCUCUGAUUGGAGAAAAAUUGACCUGACGAUGAAACUUUUCAGCACAGUCAUUAUAGAUGAUAUAUUUGGUGCUGGGGCUUUGGACAUCAGUUUGCUUUCAGAAUGGAAGAGGUAUCUUCGUGAAAUAGUGCAAGCUGCAACGGAGAAGCGAUUGGAUGUAAUUAUAACAUCACGACAUUACAUUAAGGAACAGGCUCUUGAUUAUUUGAAUGAUAUUUCAAUAUUUAAAGACGAAGAAGGAUAUAUUGUUCAUCUUGCUUCCAAUGAUUUGACCUAUAAUGAGAAGAGAGAGAUUCUCCUUUUGCGAGCAAAACGCUAUGCAUCUGAAGAUAUGCUUAAAGGAUACCACGUUGAUAUUGACUCAUGCGUUUUGACGUCUAAGAGUAAUAGUUUUAAAAUUGACAAAACAGACAAUUUUGCGUUUGGAUUCCCACAGUGUUCAAAUUUGUUUGUUCAGAAUGAGAAAAUGAUUAAAUUGGGCCCACUUUUUUUUGAAAAACCAGAGGCCUACUUCAAAACAUGUAUUGAACAGCUGUACAAUGUAAAAGACGACGACAUUUUUCAUAAAUUUUUAGCACUGGUCAUUGUGUGGGCAGAACCGACAGGUCGAAUAAAAGCAGAUAGUGUACGAAAUCCUGCAAAUGCAUCAGAGCACAUUAGAUAUGUUGCAAGUAUAUUUGAUAUAGAGGUUAACCGUAAAUUCAUUGAGAACAUAAUCUCUUCGUUAAAAAGUCAUCAGAAAGAUUUGUUGCUGUAUGUGGAACAUUCCGGAGAAUACAUGUUCAGUCAUAAUGUUAUUGGUGACAUGGUUGGUGUUGUUCUUGGAGAUGCAAGACGCAAAACUGUUGAAACGAUCGAACUGUGCCCGCGAGAUUUCCUCAUGGACAGGAUUUGUUUAGAGAAUGCGAAAAACAAAGAAUUUCGUGUAGUUGUCGGCAUAGAUAAUUAUCAUCAUCUUUGCAAAAAGUACGCUAAAAUACUCUGCCAUGGAACACAUAUACAGAUACAGGCACCAACAGUUGAUGAACCCCAAUAUGUCAAUAGAAUCGGGUACCACUCCAUUAACACACAGAUCAUUUUUGAUGCUAGCUACCAUAUUAGAGAUAUUGUUCCAAGAUGGCCAGGUUCGGUGCAUGAUGCCCGAAUCCUUCGUAACAGUGGAGUGUACCAGUUCAUGGAGGACAACGUUGAGCAAGAAAGACACCAAUACUUGCUGGGGGAUUCGGGCUACCCCUGUAAACGCUGGCUUUUGACCCCAUUUUUACGGCCUGAUGGUGAACAUCAACUUAACUUCAACAUUGCUCAUAAACGAACCAGGUCUGUGGUGGAGAGGGGGAUAGGGCAGCUGAAACGAUGA
This is a messenger RNA of Dreissena polymorpha, 2230 nucleotides long. RefSeq lists its product as uncharacterized. NCBI's taxonomy places the organism in Eukaryota, Metazoa, Mollusca, Bivalvia, Myida, Dreissenidae. The transcript has 9 exons. Bases 86 to 2230 code for a protein of 714 amino acids. The record is from RefSeq and is a predicted model, not a curated record.